This is a messenger RNA of Eurytemora carolleeae, 3750 nucleotides long. RefSeq names its product choline transporter-like protein 4 (gene Ctl2). Gene Ontology annotation, molecular function: transmembrane transporter activity. NCBI's taxonomy places the organism in Eukaryota, Metazoa, Arthropoda, Copepoda, Calanoida, Temoridae. The coding region runs from base 336 to 2570 and encodes 744 amino acids. Gene Ontology annotation, biological process: transmembrane transport. Gene Ontology annotation, cellular component: membrane. The transcript has 25 exons. The record is from RefSeq and is a predicted model, not a curated record.
CACAAUUGUGUACAGUUUAUUUCUGUUUUACUUGUUCGUGAAAUUUGAUAGUUUUGUUUAUCGAAACCUGUGCGGAUAUUUCCUGAGUUGAAAUAAGUGAGUUUUACUGAUUGAAUGUGAGGUGUAAUAGGACGGAGCGUAUCCACGGGAGGAAUAGGAGAACAGCUGAUUUAUUCUCCGAACCUUUCAGUCCGUGAAAACCUUGGAGCCUACCGCACGCUAACAAAUAGAACUCAAUUGUGCAGUGAUUCAUUCUCAUAAAUCCUGAGUUUACCAGAUUUCAACCAAACCCACCCGUACCUUUAGAUUACUGCAGGAUGAACCCCUGAGUAAGGAUGGGACGGAAGCAUAAAACAUAUCCUAGUGAGGGACUUGAACCCUCUCCACUACAGUUUGAUGACAGGUAUGAUCCUGAUUCUGAUCAUGGAGAGUCUUUUUAUUUUGCUCAGCAGGGACCUCUGGUUAAACGCAGAUCUUGUACAGAUGUUCUCUGUUUUCUGAUCUUUCUGGCAUUCAUCGGAGGUUGGGUGUUUGUAGCGUACCUAGGCUGGAGGGAUGGAAAUAUAUCUAGGGUUGUUUAUCCUACAGAUUCACAGGGAAACAUCUGCGGUCAAGGAUCUAUGAGGAAUCGUCCUUUUCUCCUUCUCUUCGAUCUGACUCAGUGCUUGAACCCUGCUGUUCUUAUUUCCGGUUGCUUGACACCACAUGUUUGUGUGCCUCAAUGUCCUGAUCUGACUUUCUUCCCGUACGGAGAGAACCUACUGAGGAAGGAUGAUGACAGGAUAAAAAAGAUCAUGGCUCCGUACUGCAAUGUUAACUCUGUACAGGAGUUGGAGGAACAAACAGUUUCUGAACUUAUUGAGAAGAAAAUUUGUCCUCCUUGGUUCUUGAAGAGCUCUAGUGUCUUUGGACGCUGCUUUCCUGCUACCAUUACCAACAAUACUAGUACUCCAGAAGAUAAGGUCAUAGUUCCAGCAUCUAAGAGUCCAACUAAUGAAACUGUGAACUCGAAUACCCUGGACAAGGCGGUGUUAAGAUUGACAGCAUACCUCAAUAUCAGAGAAGUUGGAGAGAGGGUGUUCUCCGACCUUGCUGAAACCUGGUGGAUGAUUGGGUUAUCCAUGAUUGGAGCUUGUAUUCUCUCCUUCAUCUGGAUAGUUCUUAUGAGGUUUCUAGCAGGUUUAAUGGUUUGGUUGAGCAUCUGCGUUAUUUUCUUCGGAACUGGUGGUCUGCUGGGAUACUGUGGAUACAGGUUGCACGAGGUUUGGGUUUCACCGGAUCAGGAGACAAUGAAGAAUAUACUUGAGGUGAACAUUACUCCUUACUAUUUGGAAGAUGUUCUGAAGCUUCGAGAUACAUGGUUAGCCUUCACCAUCAUCCUCGGUAUCAUUUUCCUUAUCAUCCUCUGCAUCUUCAUCUUCCUCAGACAGAGAAUACUGAUUGCUAUAGCUCUGAUAGAACAAGGUUCGAAAGCUGUUGGACAAAUGUUCUCAAGUCUCUUCUUCCCCAUCAUUCCGUUCUUACUCCAGCUGAUUGUAUCUGGAUGGUUCCUGAUAGUUGCGAUGUAUCUGGCGUCCUCUGGAGAAUCUGAGUAUCGAGCUUCAAUCCCGAAUGGAACUGUUUGUGAAACCUCGCCUGGUUGCUCCCCAUACAAAUCCAAUGAUACCUGUACGGUUGAAGAGUUCAGUUCCUGUAUGGAGGAGUGUGCCGGAGCAACCUGUAACUUCUCCAGGUACAUCAAGAACAAGGAUUUCUCCUGGCUCCAGGUUGUCAACGUGUUCGGACUCUACUGGGGGAUUUUCUUCUUCUCAGCAUACGGAGAAAUGGUUCUAGCCGGAGUAUUCUCUCAGUGGUACUGGACAAAGAAGAAGCAGGAUGUAGAAGCCUUCCUCCUCCCUAAGAGUAUGUGGAAUGCAUUGUACCAUGUGGGAACAAUUGCCUUUGGUUCCCUUCUCCUUGCAAUCAUUAGAUUGAUCCGAACUAUCCUGGAGUACGUGGAGAAGAAGUGUAAAUACUUCAACAAUGAUUUCACUAAGUGUUUGAUGUGUAUGUGUAAAUGUUGCUUGUGGUGUCUAGAAAAGUUCAUGAGGUUCCUUAACAGGAAUAUCUACAUCAUGUGCGCCAUGAAGAGUACAAACUUCUGUAAAUCCGGGAAGGACGCAUUUGAUCUGAUCAUGAGAAACCUUGUAAGAGUUGUAGUCCUGGACAGUGUUUGUGAUUUCCUGUUAUUCCUGGGAAAGAUGGUGAUUGUUCUUGCAAGUGGAGUUCUAUCCUAUCUUACCUUUGGGAGAUACUUCCCAGAGAUUCAGGAUAAAAUCCCGAACCUUCACUACUUCUUCACACCGAUAGUUUUUAUUGUAGUUGGAAGCUAUCUUAUCGCCAGUGCUUUUUUUGGUGUUUACUCCAUGGCUGUAGAUACCCUUUUCCUGUGCUUCCUAGAGGACCUAGAAAGAAACGACGGAUCCCUGGAGAAACCCUACUUUAUGUCAAAGAGCUUAAAGAAUAUAUUGGGGAAAAUGGAGAAAACUGCCGCGGAGAGAAAUAUCAGAAUGGUUUCAACAAAACCUUGACACCCGCCCCCUCUGCCUCAUCUUCAUCCUCCUCCUCCUUAUAAUCCUUCCGCUCCUCCCUUUCAUUCAAUAGCUCAUCCUUAUCCUUCCUACUCAUCCUCCUCGACAACAUAUCAUUCAUUCCGUCCUGAAGUUACAUAUCGACCCUCCUCAGUAUAUACACAAACUGGACGCUCUAAUCUUCCAACACCAGUACCACGUUCUAUUAGAGUACCAGGGAGGAAUCUAUCCUCCACCAGGAGUCAACCUAGAUCUAGGAUACCAACACAGGUUCAAGCUCCAGGUACUACCAGUGCCCGGAGAAGCGUAACCCAACCUCGUAUCUCCCCCUGGGAUGAGGACGGAGUAGCUGUUUAUCCCUGGUCAAGAUAUGAUGAACGGUUUCCUGAUGUUUGGUGAGCCCUGAUACAACACACGAUUUGAAAACAAUAUUGAACAUAUUAAACAUUGCUUUUUUAGUUCUAGAGUAAGGUUUUACAUCUUGCAAUACAAGAAUUGAAGAAACCCAGUUUUCCCACUAAAAACAUUGAUUCUUUGAAGGAAAUUGAUUCUUUGGCACAAACUUAAUUUUUUUAAGGUUUACAACAUUGGGUUUUGCGAAGAUCGAACAUAUUGAAUUGAAACACAAACUCUUUAUUUAUCUAAAAUUUGAUCUGAUUUGAUAUUUUUAUAAAUUUUUCCUAUUCCUUCUUAAUUAUUUUUUUCUAUCGCAACAAAAUCUUUAAAUCCAUGAAAAACCCGCCAAAUAUCAAUUCAACUGCUUUCAAAAAAGUUUGCCCUUGUUAAGUUAUUUUAAAAAAGGUUUAGAAUUUGUUUUUUUUCCAAAUGUUCCUUAUGUAAGAACAAUUUUAAAUACCUGUCCUAAAGAGAAAAAGAGGGUCUUCCUAAUUAGUCCAUUUGUAUACUUUAGUCUUCCUUAUUAGUCUAAAUGUCUGGGUUAAACUCUUCCUAAUUAUAUUCUCGAUGUUUAGUCUAGUUUAGUCUAGUCUUAUUAUUAGUCCUAAAUCUAGUCUUCCACCUUUUUAAGUCUGAACAACUUUCCACACUUCAAUAGAAUUAACUAAUCACUGAUCACAGACUUACGCACUUAUCCUCUUUAUGUAAUUAAAUCUUCUUAUCUUCUAAUUUCACCUCAUGUACACUGUACCCAUUAUUUACCAAUUAAACCUUCUAUCCUUAA